GCGGCCGCGCGGGGGCGGCCCCGCGGCGGGGCGGGGCGCGAGCGGCCGCUGGGGGCGCAGCGGGGAGGCCGCUGGCCGCCCGGCACCGGCCAACAUGGCGGCGCGGCGGCCCCGCUCCGCCUCAGACCACGACAGCGACGAUGAUUCCUACGAAGUGCUGGAUUUAACGGAAUAUGCUCGGCGUCACCACUGGUGGAACCGUUUGUUUGGCAGGAAUUCAGGACCAAUUGUAGAGAAAUACUCCGUAGCCACCCAGAUUGUGAUGGGAGGUGUGACUGGCUGGUGUGCGGGAUUUCUGUUCCAGAAGGUCGGAAAGCUUGCAGCAACUGCAGUAGGUGGUGGCUUUCUUCUGCUUCAAAUUGCUAGUCAUAGUGGAUAUGUACAAGUUGACUGGAAGAGAGUUGAAAAAGAUGUAAACAAAGCAAAAAAACAGUUAAAAAAGCGUGCAAAUAAGGCAGCUCCCGAAAUCAACACUCUCAUUGAAGAGUCUACAGAAUUUAUCAAACAGAACAUCGUGGUGUCCAGUGGCUUUGUUGGAGGCUUUUUGUUGGGGCUGGCGUCGUAAGGACCCGCACGUCUCUUCCAGACGGGAUCCGCGUCGGCCACGAUCAGUUGUGAUGCUCUAUCUGCAAGCAGUGUGGGUCACUGGGCCUGCCAGAGCAAGACAAGAGGACAAGCUAGACAGCUUGGGAGCUUUUACAUUUCAGGCUUUUGCCUCUUGAAGCUUGGUAAAACUAGGAUUUGCUGAAAAACUGUGCAGUGUGCUCAUUAUAGCGUUUCUGGGCAAAACUGGUUCAUCCUCAUCAUGUCUCUUUUUAUCUAUGGCCUUUCAAGAUCUAGCAUUUUUUAAAAUGUUAUUCUUGGAAUAUAGCUAUGUAACCAUACUAUAAGAAUGAAAGUUCCAUCUCUGUGUUUUCAGUUAAAUACUGUUUAUUUAAAAAGUAUUUUUCUUCAUGCUGUAGUAGGUAGUAUCAAUGACUACAUACUGUAUAUGAUAUUGUGGUUUCAGCCUCCUGGCUGUCCAUGUUCUUUAGAAGUCACUGCAAUAAUCUGUAAUACCUUUUUACAGAGUAUUAAAUAACAAAGAAUCAUGAGCUUAUUAAAGGUGAAAAUUAACUUUG
Passer domesticus (house sparrow) is the source of this 1121-nucleotide messenger RNA. RefSeq names its product FUN14 domain containing 1 (gene FUNDC1). The transcript has 5 exons. Gene Ontology annotation, biological process: autophagy of mitochondrion. Lineage: Eukaryota; Metazoa; Chordata; Aves; Passeriformes; Passeridae. Gene Ontology annotation, cellular component: mitochondrial outer membrane. Bases 95 to 565 code for a protein of 156 amino acids. The record is from RefSeq and is a predicted model, not a curated record.